AUGCCUGACUACGACUGGAAUAGUCCCAACAUUGGGUCGGCGAUCGGCAUCUCUGUCGGCGCCGGCCUCGCCACCGCGGUGGGCGGCGCUCUCGCCUUCUGCCCCUCCGUGCUCAAGAGCGUGCCGCCCAACAAGAUCCUCGCAGUCGCGCUCGCGCUCUCCGCGGGCGUGAUGCUGUACGUCUCCUUCAUCGAGAUCUUUGUGAAAUCGUACGAGUCCAUCGUCGACUCGGGCCAGACCACGGGCGCCGCGUCCGCCAUCACCACCACCUGCUUCUUUGGCGGCAUGUUCAUCACAAUGUUUGUCGACUGGCUGCUCAAACGCUACGGCGGUGCCUCCGAGGAGGGGCACUCCCACGGCCUGCCCAAGACUGCGUGCGCGUGCGACCCAAAGGCAGAAGUGCCGACGCCGGACCAGUCGGCCGCCUCGCUGGACGGGGAGGGGGAGGGCGACACGGAGGGCGACGCCGAAGCCCCCGGCGCCAGCGCCGCGAAGCAGGCGGGCCCGGCGGCUUCGGGCGUGGUUGUCGACGUCGGCGGCACGGGCGGUGUGGUCAACAUCGUCGACGGCGGCGGCGGCGCGGCGAGCAGCGCCGAGCUCCAAAAGAUGCUCGAGUCGGAGAGCGAGAAGAAGAAGCUGGCGCGGAUGGGGAUGCUGACGGCCCUCGCCAUCGGAAUACACAACUUCCCCGAGGGGCUGGCCACCUUUCUGGCGACCCUCGAGGACGAGAAGGUGGGCGCCUCCCUCGGCGUCGCCAUCGCCGUCCACAACGUGCCCGAGGGGCUUUGCGUCGCGAUGCCGGUGCUGUACGCCACGGGCAACAAGUGGAAGGCCUUUGGGUGGUCGCUGCUGUCGGGGCUGACCGAGCCGAUCGGAGGGCUCGUCGGGUUCGCGAUCCUGCAGCCCGUCUUCACCGACCUCGUCUUCGGCAUUGUCUUCUCGAUGGUGGGCGGCAUGAUGGUCUUCAUCGUGCUGCACGAGCUGCUGCCCGCCGCGCACCGCUACAUGGGGUCGCAGUGGAAAGCGACGGCGUGGCUCGUGCUCGGCAUGUUCAUCAUGGCCCUCUCGCUCGUCCUGUUCAAGCUCUAGCGCUGGUCCGCGGUGCGCGUCGCUCGCCAGCCCGCGCGGCGAGGGGGCGCACGUCGCACCGCGCGCUAGCGCGCUAGCGCUCUGAAUUGCACGCUCGUCCUCACGGUCUUCGGAGUUUGUACGUCAGCCGAGCCGUAUUAACGUUUCCGGAUAGAUCU
Emiliania huxleyi CCMP1516 is the source of this 1247-nucleotide messenger RNA. RefSeq lists its product as hypothetical. NCBI's taxonomy places the organism in Eukaryota, Haptophyta, Isochrysidales, Noelaerhabdaceae. The transcript is spliced from 3 exons. The record is from RefSeq and is a predicted model, not a curated record. The coding region runs from base 1 to 1089 and encodes 362 amino acids. Gene Ontology annotation, molecular function: zinc ion transmembrane transporter activity. Gene Ontology annotation, biological process: zinc ion transmembrane transport. Gene Ontology annotation, cellular component: membrane.